This is a messenger RNA of Henningerozyma blattae CBS 6284, 2577 nucleotides long. RefSeq names its product serine/threonine/tyrosine protein kinase RAD53 (gene RAD53). Gene Ontology annotation, molecular function: protein serine/threonine/tyrosine kinase activity; ATP binding; protein serine/threonine kinase activity. Bases 1 to 2577 code for a protein of 858 amino acids. The record is from RefSeq and is a predicted model, not a curated record. The transcript has a single exon. Gene Ontology annotation, cellular component: nucleus; cytoplasm. Gene Ontology annotation, biological process: DNA repair; deoxyribonucleoside triphosphate biosynthetic process; meiotic recombination checkpoint signaling. NCBI's taxonomy places the organism in Eukaryota, Fungi, Ascomycota, Saccharomycetes, Saccharomycetales, Saccharomycetaceae.
AUGGAUAAUGUUACGCAACCUACACAACAAUCUACCCAAGCUACUCAAAAAUAUUUAAUUGAAAAAUUCUCUCAAGAAAAGAUCAAUAAUGAUAUUGUUUGUAGAGUUAUUUGUACACGAGGUCAAAUACCGAUCAAAGAUUUAGCAGUUGAUAUCAAUGAAGUGUUGAAAGAAAAGGAACCUAUAAAAAAAAUAUGGACAUUUGGAAGAAACCCUAAAUCCGAUUAUUUUCUUGGAAAUAUCACACGAUUAUCUAAUAAACAUUUCCAAAUCAUGCUAGGUGAAGAUGGAAACCUAUUAUUAAGAGACCUUUCUACCAAUGGCACAUGGUUAAAUGGGGAGAAAUUAAAUAAAGAUCACAAUCAAAUAUUAUCACAAGGUGACGAAAUUACAGUGGGACGUGGUGUAGACAAAGAUACCGUAAGUCUAAUAAUAUUUAUCAAUGGAGAUUUCAAAGAUCAAUUAGAAAUAGCGAAGAAUGAAUAUCGAACAAAUUUAAAUAAUAGCACAAAUCCUGGAAUUUCAAAUAAAAAACAUCUGAAUGGUCUUAAUGGUAUACCAUCUCAACAAGGUAUAUUAAAAGAUUUUUCGAUAAAUGAUGAAGUUGUAGGACAAGGUGCGUUUGCUACAGUUAAAAAAGCUGUAGAAAGAUCCACUGGCAGAACAUUUGCAGUGAAAAUUAUCAAUAAAAGAAAAGUAAUGGGCAAUUUAUCUGGAGUAACAAGAGAAUUAGAGAUAUUAAGAAAAUUGGAUCAUCCAAGAAUCGUACGACUUAAGGGAUUUUAUGAAGAUGAGGAAAGUUAUUAUCUUGUUAUGGAAUUUGUUUCUGGUGGAGAUUUAAUGGAUUUCGUAGCAGCGCAUGGAUCUGUUGGUGAAGAUGCUGGUAGAGAGAUUACAAGGCAAAUAUUAGAAGCUGUUGCAUAUAUGCAUGAAAAGGGAAUUAGUCAUCGUGAUAUUAAACCUGAUAACAUAUUAAUCGAACAAGAUGAUCCUGUAUUGGUUAAGAUUACAGAUUUUGGAUUAGCCAAAGUUCAAGGAAAUGGGACGUUUAUGAAAACUUUUUGUGGUACAUUGGCAUACGUAGCGCCUGAAGUGAUUAGUGGUAAGAAUGCUGCUACUGAAAAUGAUGAUCGAAUAGAAUAUUCAUCAUUAGUUGACAUGUGGUCUAUUGGUUGUCUAGUAUAUGUUAUUUUAACAGCACAUUUACCCUUUAGUGGUAGUACACAACAGGAAUUAUAUGAACAAAUCAAUCGUGGCUCAUAUCAUGAAGGUCCAUUAAAGGAUUAUCGAGUUUCUGAAGAAGCUAGAGAUUUUAUAGAAAGUUUAAUCCAAGUAGACCCUAAUAAUCGAUUAACCGCUAAAGACGCAUUAAAACACGAAUGGAUCAAAUUAGGAAUAUUUGGAUCAGAAUCUCAAUCCAUGUCCCAAUCUCAAUCACAAUUACAAAUGGAAUUACAAUCACAAUUACAAACUGAAUUGAAAAAUAUCAAAUCUGAACUCCCCCUUUCACCAUCCUGGCAACGGGAUGAAACGAAAGAUAGUAAUAAUAGUGCAUUACUGACAAAUCUUUAUAAUGAAGAAGAUGAUCAAUUAUAUACAAAUGCAGUUUCAUUAUCUCAGUCGUUAUCACAACAAAAGCAAUUAGAAAACUUAAAUGAUGCACAAUUUGAAUUUAUUAAAAUACGAAGAAAGAAACAAUUAGACAUUUUGAAAGAACUGGAGAAAAAGCAAAGGCAGAUAAAGGAUAAUAAUUGGAAAGAUGGAUUUAAAAUUCCAGAAGGCGGAGCCCCCAUCAGAUUAACUCAACCACCGCAACAACAUCAACUACAAUCACAAUCACAACAAACUGUUGUUCCCAAUGCAUCAAAUGCUAUAAAAAGAGAGGCUUCGAAAUCUGUAACGAAUGGGAAAUUCUUAACUUUAGUUCCAUGUAAAGAUAGUGUAAUUCAAGAGAGGAUAUCUAUCAAACAAGGGAUCAACCCCUUUUUCAUCGGUCGAUCUAAUGAUUGCCAUUGCAAGAUUGAAGAUACACGGUUAUCAAGAGUACAUUGUUUUGUCCUGAAGAAAAGACAUCCUGUGGGUGAUAGUUUCAUUGAAAGUCCCGCCAUGGGGUUGGAUGAUAUUUGGUAUUGUCAAAUAGGUACCAAUCUGGGAUACAUUAAUGAUCGGAAGGUUAGUAAUGGUGAGAAAAUGUUAUUAUUUGAAGGUGAUGUAAUUCGAAUCAUUUGGGAUAAAGAGAACAAUUAUAGUUUUUCAUUCAAAGUGAUGAUAAAUGAUGAUACUGGAUUAUUUAAUAAUGGACGUGAUAUGAACGAUAUGAAACAAAGAGCGAUUGUUAAAUUGAGCAAUAAUGAAAAAGAAUUUGUCAAUCGAUUAAGUCAAAUGAUGCAAUUGAAAAGAAACGGUGGAGCUGGAGUAAUAAAGAAAAAUGUUCAAGAUGAGAAAAAUACAAGCAAACCAUUGAAAAGAGUACAUUCUUUAAGUCUAUCACAAUCGCAAGUGGACCCUACUAAGAAAGUCAAAAGGGCUCAAUUGGAUCCUACAGAUGAUGCUACUGCUAAUAUGCAAUUCUAUUAA